Molecule: messenger RNA, 2125 nt
Organism: Prunus avium (sweet cherry)
Lineage: Eukaryota; Viridiplantae; Streptophyta; Magnoliopsida; Rosales; Rosaceae
Source: RefSeq, a predicted model, not a curated record
UUAUUUGGUUUUCCCAUCUCACUCCCCCCACUUGGAAAACCUUCUUUCUCAACUGCCACCUCCGAGACCGAGAAGACUGUGAGAGAGACAAAAAGAGUCACAGAGAGUUUUGAAUUAGGUGAAAUUCUGUUGCUGUAGAUUAGAUAUAGAUAGAUUCCUAUUGAUCCCAAACCUAAUUUUCGAAUUUUGAAAUCAAAACUCCAAUUCCAUUUUCUCUGCGAAUUUUUUUUUUUUUUCAUUUUAAUUUAAAUUUAUUAUCACGUUGGACUAUUCGAAUUCCAAUUUAUAGCGGUUUAUUUGGAGUUCUUAAUGCUGAUUGAUGACGAGCUUUAACCUCAUAUCCCAAAAUGCCGGUUAUCUUUGCUCGUGAGGCUCCCAAGCUAUGGAGGAAAGUAUGCGCAGAGACGUCAACUGAAAUUUCGCUUCUUUCCGGGACUUGGAAGUAUUUUCUUGCUGGUCUCGUUAUUCAGUAUCUUCAUGGACUAGCUGCUCAUGGUGUUCAUUAUUUACAUCGGCCAGGACCGACGCUUCAGGAUGCUGGGUUCUUUUUCCUCCCGGAACUUGGUCAAGACAGAACUUAUCUUAGUGAGACUCUCUUUACAGUCAUCUUUUUCUCCUUUGUCUUGUGGACUUUUCACCCCUUUGUUUUCCAGUACAAAAAGAUAUAUACAGUUCUGAUAUGGUGCAGAGUAUUUGCUUAUCUAGGCGUCUCUCAAAUGCUCCGGAUUAUAACCUUCUAUUCAACUCUGCUUCCUGGUCCAAACUAUCAUUGCCGUGAGGGCUCAAAACUUGCCAGGCUGCCUCCUCCAGAGAGUGCACUUGAAGUGCUCUUAAUCAACUUUCCCCGAGGAGUAAUGUAUGGUUGUGGUGAUUUGAUCUUUUCAUCACACAUGAUUUUUACCUUAGUAUUUGUGCGCACAUAUCAGAAAUAUGGAACAAAGAGGUGCAUUAAGCAGAUUGCUUGGUUAGUUGCUGUUAUUCAGAGCCUUCUGAUUCUAGCAUCUCGCAAACAUUACACUGUUGACAUUGUUGUUGCCUGGUACACUGUAAAUUUGGUAGUGUUCUUUAUUGACCAAAAAUUGCCAGAAUUGCCUGAUCGGUCCCUUGGUUCUACAUCUCAACAACUGCUACCAAUAAGCAGCAGAGAUAAGGAAAGCAAGAACAGAGAAGAGCUUGACAAAUUCCGGAAUGGAAAUUCUGCCAACAUUACCACUUGAGUCUGGAAAACCAGUAAAUAUUUCUUAUUGUCCCAUUUGGUUUGACCUCAUUUUGUGGAUGCAAACAUCAUUUGUAAUGCAUGUCUCCAGAUAGUAGGACCGACAAAUCUAAAGUUUCGCAAUAGGAACAUACUUAGCAUUAUAUGGUACAUAGAUGAGCAGCACAAGCUGAAGAUGGCUUUGCUGCUGUUAAAAGUCCUAAGUUGCUUCAACAGAUGCAAUAUUGUCUCUUUAGCGAGGCUGAUAAACGUAAUUUGUAUUAUUGCUGGAAAUGGAAUGGUUUAGGUUUUAGUAUGCUCAUGAGUAACCACUUUUUCACUGUUUAGUGUCACCCAUAUCAUAUUUGUGCAGCUAACUCUUACUCAUACAUAUACUGUCAUCAUAGUCAUCAUCAUUAUCAUCUUUGUCGUCAUCAUCGCAGAAAUGAAUUAUAGAGAUUGUAUGCACAAGAAUGAGUCUAGAAAAGUGGUAAUUAUGGAUGAAAUCCAAGUCAUUGUGUUGGAGCACCAGGUUGUCAUGUUUAAAAAGAUUGCUUCAAAAUUUGGUCCACAAAACAGGUUGUGUGGGGUGAAGAAUGGGAGAGGCAUCACAUACAAUACAAGACAAGAGGGCUUAGAAUUAUUCUCAAAGGGCACAGUAACUAGAGGAAGCAAUUUAGGGCUGGCAUGACCCAAUUAUGCAAUUUAAUAAUGCUUCUUGUCUCAUGGCCCACAAGGACCACCAACCCUUUUGCUUUCCAAGUGCCCUUUCUUUUUUUCCCAUGUAUAUUCUCUCUUUUCAUAGGUUGUUGAAGCAUGAUAUUGGAGACAGCUCUUGUUACAUCACAUGCCUCUCUUGCUUGCUUUCCCUUCACUAUCUGAGCGACUGUUUCUUUUUCCUUUUUAGCUGCAAGUCUCUUAACUUUUAGU